This is a messenger RNA of Parnassius mnemosyne (clouded apollo), 612 nucleotides long. The record is from the annotation of a GenBank genome assembly. Lineage: Eukaryota; Metazoa; Arthropoda; Insecta; Lepidoptera; Papilionidae.
AUGACCCAAUCAACAAUUAAUCAAAAUUCAUUUCAAACUGAAAUUAUAAGAUGUGGUUGGGUAACAAAAGAUCCAAUUUACAUAAAUUAUCAUGAUACAGAAUGGGGCAAACCCGAAUUAAACAAUUUUCAUUUGUUUGAAAUGUUGUGUUUAGAAGGGCAACAAGCUGGCUUAUCUUGGAUAACAAUUCUGAAAAAGAGAGAAAAAUAUCAACAGUUAUUUUAUAGCUUUAAUCCACAUAAAAUUUCAAAGAUGACUUAUAAUGAUGUUACAAAAUUAUUAAAUGAACCUGGAAUUGUCAGACACAAAAGAAAAUUAGAAGCUAUUAUACACAAUUCAAAAUGUUAUAGAAAAAUGGAAAGUAAUGGAGAAGAGUUUUCAAAUUUUAUUUGGAGUUUUGUAAAUCAUGAACCUAUCGUUAACAAUUGGACCAAUAUAAAUGAAAUUCCAACGGAAACAGAAAUUUCAACAACUCUUUCUAAAGCUCUUAAAAAAAGAGGAUUUAAGUUUGUGGGGCCUACAACUUGCUAUGCAUUUAUGCAGGCAUGUGGUCUUGUAAAUGAUCAUGUUAUUAGUUGUUGUUGUCGUAACAGGAAUAAUUGUAUUAAGUAA